Messenger RNA from Stereum hirsutum FP-91666 SS1, 4121 nucleotides. RefSeq names its product threonine dehydratase I. Lineage: Eukaryota; Fungi; Basidiomycota; Agaricomycetes; Russulales; Stereaceae. Gene Ontology annotation, molecular function: threonine deaminase activity; pyridoxal phosphate binding. Gene Ontology annotation, biological process: L-threonine catabolic process. The coding region runs from base 152 to 1810 and encodes 552 amino acids. The transcript has 10 exons. The record is from RefSeq and is a predicted model, not a curated record.
GUCGUACUUACAGCUCUAACCGUCCUGCACACAGUCUAUCGUUCGCCUCGGCAAAAGUAACUCUACAAAACUACGUAUCUGACCUGGAUAGACCUAGAGCAAACCUGAGCACUCAUAAAACGGAGCCUGCUAAGCCACAAACCCUCCAAACAUGACUUCCCAAACGAACGAAUACAGCUCGCACGCCCCCGAACCCAUCCCCACCCCAUCCUCAUCCAGCACAUCGCCCUCAACACCAUGGCCCCGUCUCGGCGCACACAACGUCCUCCCAUCCGGCCAUCCCGACUACCUCCGCCUCAUCCUCUCCUCCAAAGUCUACGACAUCCUCUCCGAGACCCCGCUCGUGCAUGCGCCCAACCUGAGCGCGAAGCUCGGGAACCAGGUGUAUUUGAAGAGGGAGGAUCUGCAGGAGGUGUUCAGUUUUAAGAUACGGGGGGCGUAUAAUUUCAUGGCGAGUCUGACGGAGGAGGAGAGGUGGAAGGGCGUCGUUACGUGCAGUGCCGGCAAUCACGCCCAAGGCGUCGCCCUCUCCGGCUCCAGACUCGGCAUCCCCUGCACCAUCGUCAUGCCCAAAGGCACCCCCAGCAUCAAAACCCGCAACGUCUCCCGCCUCGGCGCCAAAGUCGUCCUACACGGCUCAGACUUCGACGAAGCCAAAGCCGAAUGCGCGCGCCUCGCCUCCGCGCACGGCCUCAUCUUCGUGCCCCCCUACGACGACCCGCUCGUCAUCGCCGGCCAAGGAACAGUCGGGAUGGAGAUCCUGAAGCAGACGCCCGAUUCCCAGAGCCUCGAUGCGGUUUUUGCGGCGGUCGGUGGUGGGGGGUUGGUUGCGGGUAUAUGUGAGUAUGUGAAGAGGAUUGGGAGUCCGGAGACGAGGGUGUUUGGCGGGGAGACGUUCGAUGGGGACGCGAUGGAGAGGAGUUUGAGGGAGGGGAGGAGGGUGACGUUGGAUGAUGUGGGGCCGUUUAGUGAUGGGACGGCGGUGAGGAUCGUGGGUGAGGAGCCGUUCAGGGUCUGUAAGGAGCAUUUGGACGGGGUCGUGAAGGUGGAUAACGACGAGAUCUGCGCGGCCAUUAAGGAUAUCUUCGAAGAGACACGGUCCAUCACAGAGCCCGCAGGCGCACUCGGACUCGCAUGUCUAAAACGUUACAUAGUCGAAAACAAGCUCGUCGGCGCAGGGAAGAAGUUCGUCGCCGUCGUCAGCGGUGCGAAUAUGAACUUUGACAGGCUCAGGUUCGUCGCUGAGCGUGCAGAGCUCGGUGAAGGGAGGGAAUGCCUUUUGACCGUUGACAUACCCGAACGACCGGGAAGUUUCUUCGCCCUCCACACAAUAAUCCACCCCCGCGCCGUCACCGAAUUCGCCUACCGCUACUCCUCCUCCUCUCGCGCGCACAUCUUCCUCUCCUUCAAACUCGAGACACUCGACCGAGCCUCCGAAGUCGCGGAUCUGCUCGCGGCGAUGGAGAGGCAGGAGAUGAAGGGGUACGAUAUUAGUGAUGAUGAGAUGGCGAAGACGCAUGCGAGGUAUAUGAUUGGGGGGACGUCAGAUGUGGGGGAUGAGAGGUUGUUUAGGUUUGAAUUCCCCGAACGACCCGGCGCGUUGCGAAAGUUCCUCUCGUCACUGCACAAAGGAUGGAACGUCUCGCUGUUCCACUACCGCAAUCACGGGGCCGAUCUCGGCAAAGUCCUCGCUGGCAUCCAGGCUCCACCGGAAGAUUCGGAAAAGUUCGACGCGUUCUUGAAGGAGCUCGGAUAUCCGUACGUCGAGGAGACGGAGAACCCGGUGUAUAAGCGGUACAUGCGCUCCUAGAAGCACGUAUGCAUUCCGGGCGAGCAGGCAGGCAAGGAAGGAAGGAAGAAAGGAAAUUCGUAAGGUGACACUAGUAAAAAGUCAAACUAGUUACUAGUAGCGGCGUGCAGUAUUACAUACAAUAAUGAUACAUCGCCUCGGCUCGAGCUUCGAGGGUGGGAGGGCCCAGAGUGAGGGAGCCGAGAAAGAUGAAGAGAUGAAGAGACGUGGAAGCGAACUGGAAGGAAGGGAGAACAUAGAUUGUACACUGUACAGACAACCGAGUCGGAGGCGAGCACGACGUGUAUGUAUUUACCUGUAUUUACAGGUACGUAGACGGGGUGAAUGUAUACAGCCAGAGCAGUGAUCAAGAGUAAGAUGAGAGUGUAUGGGAUACAAAUAGGUGAGGAUCAUGAACAGCAGACCGAGCGACCGAAAGAGCAAAGGAGGAAGAAGAAAAAAGGCAGAAGAAACUGAAAACCACGCAUGUACUAUGUCUGAAAUCUGAAAGUAAAGGGAGAUGAAAGAUGAAGAUAGAGGAAAGUCGUGAUCGUGAUCGUGAAAAUGUGGAGGAAGAAACCGAUUACAUGACAGCAGCCGUCCGCGGCCUCUUCCUGUUGACGUUGAGGAACUUGACCACUUUAAAGUUGAACACCGAACGGACGUUCUCCUUGAACGACCGUCUCGACGCCUCGCUGCUCGUCGGCGACACAGGCGACACAGGAGUGAUCGUACCAGAGUGGGGUCUCUUGAGGAUCUGGAUCGGCGCGGGAGGCGCCUUCCUGCGAGGGAGAGGUACUGUCGUCGUCAACGUCAACGUCGAGACGUCUGAAUCCCGAACGGCCUCCAGCGAUUCUAUCGCGUUGAUCGCCAUCGCCGUCGUCAAUCCCCGAUUCCCAAUCUUCACCCCUGACGAUCCAUACUUGUAUACCCAUCCCGCCUCCCACCCUCCAUCCUCGCUCUGCAACCGCAACAGCAGCCGCAUAUCGAGCUCAUCCCUCACACCAACCGUCGCGCAUGCUAGAACGCGCAUCGCCAGUGCCAACGCGUCCCCAGCCGCCCCUAUCCGUUCCCGCAGCCGUUCCUUCAAAACCGGCUUGAGCUUCGCGUGUAGCUUCUCGUCGUCCGUGCUCUCGAGUAGGCGACUGACGAAGUACAGGAAACAUUCUGCCGUCUCGUAAUAGCGCGUUCCGUCGAGGUACGCGCGGUGUUGGAGUACGCCGUGUACCCACUCCAGAGUGGGACGAAGUUCGCUUCCGCGGCCGUGUGAGUAGAAGAGGCUCAGUACGUUCACGCAGACGACGGGAUCGAUGCGAGGUCGUCCGUGAUCGAAGUAUGUCAUGACGAUACCGUCCUCAUUGCGGUAUUGCAGUAUUUCGUUCAUUACUAGUCGAGCCGUCUGGUCGUCCGCGUGAGUGACAGUCAGCCCUAUUGACGUCGUGUCAAGGUCGUAUGGGAAUGUUUCAGUCGUAAGUGCGGGUGCCUCUCGGAAGAAAUUCCACUUGGUCGGAUGAUGUACAAAAUUUACAAGAGAUCUGUCUUUUGUGGCCUCCAAGAUAAGUAACUGCGCGAAGUUAUCCCCGAUCUUCUCGCCGGUAUCCGUUUCAGAGUCGAGCACCCCGGCUCGCGUCUGGAGAAACCCUCGUGCUCGAGCAACAGGGUCACCGACCAGGUACCUAAUCGCCCUCCUGACGUUCUCAGGCCUGUCCCAGACGAUGCCGUGAAGGCCGAGAGAGCGUGCAGAGAGGACGUUAUCCGGUUUGUCGUCCACAAACACCGUAGUGGCGGGGUCAGCCUCGAUUUGAUGAAGAACGUGCUUGAAGAACCCAACGUUUGGCUUCCGCAUACCGGCAGCCGCAGACGUGAAGAUGUCGUCGAAGACGUCCCACCGUGCAGGCUUCCCCCGCAAUACUUCGUAAUCGGGUUGAGAAAUAUUGGACAUGGCGUACACUCGAAGCGUCCCUGAAGACUCCUCCUUCAGCGUACGUAUGAAUUGAAUGAACUCGUCGUUGGCCUCUAACGAGGCACAUGCAUCAUCGAUGGCUCGGGAAAGCUCCAUGGGGCCCAGAGAGUACUGCUCGCUGAGGAGGCGGUAGCAUUCUUCUUGAGAUAUCCGGGCACAUUCGUAGAGAGCCCAUGUAGGACUGUGUAGAAUGGCCUUGAACAUACGGGGUGGAAUCGACGUGGUGGUUUUGGGAGACCAUGACCAGAGAACGUCGCCGAGAUCGAAGAUGAGGACCGAACAACGAGGUGAGAGAGACAUGAUAUACAGCUUUGUACAGUGAAAAGAGAUAGAACCCCGGGACAAGAAAAGACGUGAUGGAGGUCGGCG